This is a messenger RNA of Eutrema salsugineum, 1746 nucleotides long. RefSeq names its product zinc finger CCCH domain-containing protein 12. Gene Ontology annotation, molecular function: mRNA binding; metal ion binding. The coding region runs from base 390 to 1541 and encodes 383 amino acids. NCBI's taxonomy places the organism in Eukaryota, Viridiplantae, Streptophyta, Magnoliopsida, Brassicales, Brassicaceae. The transcript has 2 exons. The record is from RefSeq and is a predicted model, not a curated record.
UGGUUUUUAUUCUUUUCGGCGAAACAUGAUUUUUCGAAAUUUCUUCUUCUAAUCUUUCAAUCUCGACGACGUUUUUUCCUUUUCGAGUGGCUGUGUACUAUCUUAUACUUCUUCUUCAUCUUCUUCAAUCAUCUGUUUGUUUAUCUGUUGAUAUUCAUUUUUCCAGUUAUCGCUUUUUCAUUUAAUAAUUUUUCUUCUUGGGUUUCUCAAAAUUUGUCGUUAAUCGAUGAAUUUUAUGUUUUUCACCAUCACCCAUCUCCGGAAUUCACGAAAUUCCACGGCUUUCCCGUGAAUUUUCUGGUGGAAAUUCAUAAAUUGCUUCUAAAAGUUCACAAAUUGAUUGGAGAAAAUUAGGGUUAGACUCACGAGCUUCCUCGAUUUCACACACAAUGAGUCAUCGGCGAGAUUCCGGCGGAGAUGUAGUACACGUGAUACCCACGAACAAUCCUCCGCCGGAGAAUUGGUUCCCGAAUCUCGGCGAUAGCGCCGUAUGGGCAACGGAAGAUGACUACAAUCGCGUCUGGGCUGUGAAUCCCGAUAACUCUUCCGGCGAUAACGGUCCUCCGAACAAGAAAUCGAGAGGCUCCCCGUCGCCUUCGUCCGCCACUACUUCCGCCUCCGCCGCGAGCAACCGGACCAAAGCGAUCGGGAAAAUGUUCUUCAAGACGAAGCUAUGCUGCAAGUUCCGAGUCGGGACUUGUCCGUACAUCACGAACUGCAACUUCGCUCACACCGUGGAGGAGCUUCGCCGUCCGCCGCCGAAUUGGCAGGAGAUCGUGGCGGCUCACGAGGAGGAGAGAUCCGGUACGGGAACGCCUACUACGGUUGCUGCGGCUGAGCCUCGGGAAGAGUUUCAGAUCCCGUCUUUGGUGUCGUCGACGGCUGAGAGUGGGAGAUCUUUUAAAGGAAGACAUUGCAAGAAGUUUUACACUGAAGAAGGAUGUCCUUAUGGAGAAAGCUGUACGUUUCUGCACGAUGAGGCUUCGAGGAAUAGAGAAAGCGUUGCGAUUAGUUUAGGCCCUGGUGGCUACGGUGGUGGUGUUGGUGGUGGAAUUGGAGGUGGCGGUGGUUCUGGUGGUGGUAGCAACGUAGUAGUGCUUGGUGGUGGUGGAAAUGGAAGUGGAAAUGGAAAUGGAAGUGGAAUUCAUGUUGUGAAGCCUUCAAAUUGGAAGACAAGGAUUUGUAAUAAGUGGGAGAUUACUGGGUAUUGUCCGUUUGGUGCUAAGUGUCAUUUUGCUCAUGGAGCUGCAGAGUUGCAUAGAUUUGGUGGUGGACUCGUAGAAGAAGAAGGCAAAGACGGAGUAUCUCCCAAUCCGGACGUAAAGCAAACAGGACCGAGCACGAAAGUACAGUCAGAGACAACAACACUUGUAUCUCCGGGAGUUUCUCAUCAUGCAGACGCUGUUUACAACAGUGGAGUCGCAUUGCAACGAGCUUCUAGUGCGGUUACGCAGAAGCCAGGGAUCAGAACUCAUCAGAAAUGGAAAGGACCGGCCAAAAUCAGUCGGAUAUAUGGUGAUUGGAUCGACGACAUUGAAUAAUUUAUCCCUUUUUUUCUUCUUACAGAUCGGGUAGAUAACUGGUUUGAAAAUUACAAUCUCUUUUUUCCGAGUUUAAACAAUCCAGUGAUGAUGGUACAGUUUGUUUGUAGAGCUUUGUUGUAUCUUUGUAAUGCUUGUAUCUUGUUUUGUUGUUGUUGCUGUUGUAGAUUAUGACUUGUUUAAAAUAAAAUUCAUCUUUCUUUGA